This is a messenger RNA of Colletotrichum phormii, 1806 nucleotides long. RefSeq lists its product as uncharacterized. NCBI's taxonomy places the organism in Eukaryota, Fungi, Ascomycota, Sordariomycetes, Glomerellales, Glomerellaceae. The transcript has a single exon. Bases 212 to 1459 code for a protein of 415 amino acids. The record is from RefSeq and is a predicted model, not a curated record.
GGGUUCGUCAGCUUUUACUUCUCCUUACUUUGGCACAUGUCCCCCAGUCGUCUGACAGAAGCCAGCUUUUCGACCAAACAUCUACACCAUUGAAUCCUUACGACUCACAGUAUCGCAAUCGCAUCGAGCCUCCGAAUCGACGAUAACUUCGAGAUACCCCAGAGACACCCUACCUAAGAUACCCAAGAGAGCGACGGCAUAAACCGCACAGAUGCUUCGCAAGAAAGAGGUCUACACGACCGUCACCCCAAUCCCGGGCUUCAUCCCCCGCCAACUCGGCAUCGAUAUCCUCCACUCCCACUCCGAGGUCAUCACCCUCAACCCCCUCGUCCUCGACCACAAGCCCAUCAAGGCGCCCCGCGAUGCCGCCUCCGACGAGUACUACUCGACAUGGUACGAAAUCACUGAGCGCAUUCAGUACAUCCCCGGCAUCGGCAAGAUGGGUUCCGGCAAGAUCAGCUUCAACGGCUGCUUCCACGAUAUGCCCUGGGGCUUGCAGACACAUACCUACGCGCCCAUGAACAUCGACAUCCGGAUCAAGUACAGAAUCGACGGCAACCAGCCCGGUAUCGAACCGCCCCAGCCGCCCGAAAUCGGCAUGUCCGGGCUCGGUGUCCCAGCUGACGGACUGUACUUGCGCGAGGAUAUCGAGAUCCGCUGCAACAUCACCAUGGUCAACUUCGUCAAGGCGCAGCUCAAGACGGCGAGCAAGGAAAUGGUCUCAAGAAUCAUCAAAAAGGCGGAACUCCUCGAUGCGGGCGUGCUGCAGGCCAUGAUCACAGACGGGAAACUCAAGACCAUUAACCCGGCCGACCGCACUAGCACAGGCAUGUCCGGUGCGCAUUCCCCGUCAUUCAACCAACGCCCCGACGGCAGCCCGAGACCGGAAUCUAAGUCGCCGACAACACCUUACCAAGUCCCAAGACCGGUAUCGAUGCAACAGUUCCGCCCCAGCUCGCAGGGCAGCUAUGGCGCACACCAGAACCAACCCUCGAAGCUCUACUCCCAGCACAGCGCACCAGCUCAAACAUCCUUCAUCGCCGAACUCCCCGGAAACUUCUACCACCCGCAGCAAUCCUCUAACAACCUUCAACCCCCGCAGCCUUCCCCGGGCCUACAGGGCGAUCGCGACUCCAUGUCGCAACAAUCACAACUGUCCCCCGACCCAAACUCAUGGCGCUGGUCCCAGGGCCAACCGAGCCCGUCGCAACAGAGCUCCCGGCCGACGAGCAUGGCGUCGUCCGAGGCGAGCAGCGGGUACGCCAGCCCAGCGCUCGAUCACAAGGGUUUCUCGUCCGAGUUGCCCACGCACUCGGAGACGCAGGAGGAGCACCGCGGGGAUGCUCAUGCCAAGGCGGCGGAGGCGGCGCAGCAUAGGGUCAAGGGCCCGCAGGCGUAUCCGAGCUACGGGCAGGCUUAUGCUUAUAAUCCUGCAGAUUAUGCGCCGAUGAGCAGAUGAUGAGGACCACUUUCGCCAAAUGAAAUUUGCCGGUGUGUGGUAAUGUCAGGAGUUCCGGAAUGCAAUGAGCGAGGAUGGGGCUUGGUUUGGCAAACACUUUCUUUCAAUGAUACCGCUUUGUUUGGGGAUGAGAUAUUAUGUUGUUGUAUUUAUGGGAGAUAUCAACUGGCCAAGAUCAGGCCACCCAGAAAAGGAGUUUCAUCUCUUCAAUCUACUUUAUAAUGUUAUUCUAUGAUUUUACUGCCUACAUGGCCUGAGUGUGUCCGUUUCGGUCUGAUAGUUCUUCCCGUCUUGUGUUACGGCUGGAGGAUUUGUCUGGUAGUAAAUCUACUUCUGUUGAUGUCUUA